Molecule: messenger RNA, 1932 nt
Organism: Solea senegalensis (Senegalese sole)
Lineage: Eukaryota; Metazoa; Chordata; Actinopteri; Pleuronectiformes; Soleidae
Gene: ftr14l
Product: finTRIM family, member 14-like
Exons: 8
Coding region: 79-1602 (507 amino acids)
Molecular function (GO): zinc ion binding; protein binding
Source: RefSeq, a predicted model, not a curated record
CCAUCCAACCAUGUUUAAGCCAGGUUUUGUCUGUAGAGACAAAGUGGACGUUGCCAUCGGACAGACGGUUAAAAAAAGAUGUCCCACCCCAGCACUCUGGAUUUGGACAGACACAGCAGCUUGGAGAAAUCUCGUCGCUCCACCAGUCGCAGUCAGCCCAGGUCCCAGGCUAAGUAUGGGGAAGUGCUGUGUGACUUUUGCACCACGAGGAAGCAGAAGGCAGAGAAGUCCUGCUUGGUGUGCCUGGCAUCCUACUGUGAGACUCACCUGCAGACUCACUACGACUAUCCUGCCCUGAUGAAGCACAAACUGGUCAAAGCCACAGGCCAGAUGAGAGAGAAGAUCUGUGCACAGCACGACAAGCUGCUGGAGGCUUUCUGUCGUGCUGAUCAGACAUCGGUGUGUGUGCUCUGCAUGAUGGACGAGCACAAGCACCACGACAUCGUCCCGGCCGGAACUGAGAGGACAGAGAAACAAAAACAACUUGGCGUCACACUGCACAAAUCCCAACAAAGGAUCGACCAGAGAAUUAAAAAGUGGCAGGAUCUUCGACAAGCUGUGGAAUCAGUUAAACACUCUGCUCAAACGGCCCUGGAGGAGAACGAGCGGAUCUUCACUGAACUUCUGCUCUCCAUGGAGAGGAAGUACAACGAGGUCAAGGAGAUGAUCCUUACCCACGAGAAGACCACCGUGACGCGGGCUGAGAUACUGCUGGACCGUCUGGAGGAAGAGAUCACCCUGCUGAGGAAAAAACACAAUGACCUGGACAAACUCUCGCACACCGAUGAUCACAUACACUUUCUGCAGAGCUGGCAGUCUCUGUCAGGACCCUCAGGGUACGAGGACCUCAACAACAUCAGCGUCGCCCCCAAUUACUCCUUUGAAGCUACCAAGAGAGCUAUUGCUGCUCUGAAGCUGCAAGUAGAAGAAAUCAGCAAGACCGAGACAAUCAAAAUUGCAGGAGCAGUGAAGGACGUCUAUAUCACACAAGAAAGUGAGACGAAGACAAGGAGAGAAUCAUUUGUGAAGGAAGAACCGAGGACAAGAGAGGAACCGAGGACGAGAGAUGAUUUUUUAAAAUACUCUUGCCAGUUGAUUCUGGACGUGAACAGCGUCCACCCCAACCUUCACCUCUCUGAGGGGAACCGAACAGCCACGAUGAAAAGUGAGCCCAAGAACUAUCCUGAUCACCCGGACCGAUUUGACCACUGGCAGCAGGUAUUGUGCAAGGACAGCAUGGCAGGGUCUCGUUGUUACUGGGAGGUAGACUGGAGGGGUACAGAGAUAGACGUGGCCGUUACCUACAGAGGAAUCCGUCGUAAGGGAAACGGGAAUGAAUGCAGCCUGGGCUGGAACGACAAGUCCUGGAGUCUGUACUGCUCCGACUCCAGUUUCUCCUUUGUGCACAACAACAAGAGAAAAGAAAUCCCAGUCCCAGCGUCAUCUCGCAUCGGCGUCUACAUAGACCGUUCUGCAGGAACGCUGGCAUUUUACAGUGUCAGUGAUGACAUGAAGCUUCUGCACAAAGUCCACACUGCAUUUUCAGAGCCCAUCUACCCUGCAUUCAGUGUGUGGGGCUUUGGUACCACAGUAAGACUGUAGUAAUAACCCAUUUACCCCUAUGUACAACAUGGUCUGAUCAUGAUCGUGAUCAAAUCUUUUUAGUUUUGCUUUCUUUGCUAAAAGUACAAAUUCCCGAUAAGCCGUUAACCAUUGAAUGAGUUUUCAAUCCAAUCAAAAUCCAGUGUGCAUUUGUCCUUGUCUGUCUCGUCUGAAGAGUUGUAAAUAACACAUUUCAUGUUUGUUUAAAAAAAAAUCAUAUGUUCUUUCUUUUGCCAAUAUAUUUUAUAUUAGAAUAUUUGACAUUUUUUAUUGAGCUAAAUGUAGCCUGUGACAUACACCAAUAUAAAUAAAAACACUUUGUUUCCGUCA